This is a messenger RNA of Paramecium octaurelia, 649 nucleotides long. The record is from the annotation of a GenBank genome assembly. Lineage: Eukaryota; Ciliophora; Oligohymenophorea; Peniculida; Parameciidae.
AUGAAUAGAUUUGAGGAAGCAUUAGGCUAUUUUUUUAGGCUAUUGAUAAACACCCUGAAAAUUGUCAUUUUUACAAUAACAAAGGUAGAUAUAUUUUACGCUAUUUUGUAGCAAAUAUUUUAUUGUAGCAGGAGUUUUGUACUAAAAUUUAAAUAAAAAUGAAGAGAUCUAAAGAAGCAAUAAAAUGUUAUGAAUUAGCUAUUAUGAAAGAUCCUGAAAAAAUCUGUUUUUACUCUAAUAAAGGUAUGAAAUUUAAAGCUUAACCUUUAUUUUAUCUUAUAAGUAAUUAUUAUUUUAGAAUAAUUGAAAAAAUUUGAAGACGAAGAAGCUUUGGAUUAUUAUGAUUUAGCUAUUGAGAAAACCCCUGAAGAAUUGGAAUAUUAUGAUAAUAAUGGUAUUAUUAUUUUUAUUCAUUUCUAAGAGGAUACAUUAUAGUAUUUGUAUAGAUUUGAUGAAGCUUUGCAAUAUUGUGAUUUAGAAAGCCCUAAUGAUUCAAGACAUUACAAUAACAAAGGUAUUAUUAACCUUAUUGAACUUAUAGCAAAUACUUUAGAUAAAUUGAAUAGAUUUGGAGAAGCAUUGGAUGAUACUGAUCAAGCCAUUUCUAGAAUCCUGACAACUCAAUCUAUUAUUUUAAUAAAUGUAAAUA